Messenger RNA from Closterium sp. Naga37s-1, 2187 nucleotides. The record is from the annotation of a GenBank genome assembly. NCBI's taxonomy places the organism in Eukaryota, Viridiplantae, Streptophyta, Zygnematophyceae, Desmidiales, Closteriaceae.
AUGCUGCAAUCCGUUAAGAAAACGUUCGCAGGGGGUCGGAAGAAAACAGGAAGUAAAGCCGAGCACCACGAUAGCACCGCCGGUGCCGCCCAGCACCACGGGCACGCGCCGCCCCCUGCCGGUCCCGCCGGGGGACCAGCCCCCCGGGGCGCUUCAGGAGGAAAGGCUCCCGGGGCCAAUGCCGCAAAAGGCGCCGCGCCUGCCGCUGGCGCGGCGCUUCGAACGAGCAGCUUCAACAAGGACAAGUCAAACGCUGUAGCGAGUCCAGCUGUAGCGAAUCCGAACGUGUCGCCGUUCGCCGAGCCGCUCCCGCUUUUCCGGGACGUGGCGGCUCCGGAAAAACAGGCGCUGUUCAUCCGCAAGCUCGCGCUCUGCUGCCACACGUUCGACUUUGCGGACCCGCUUAAGAACAUGAAGGAGAAGGAGAUUAAGCGGCAGACGCUCCUAGAACUAGUCGAAUACGUCAAUUCCGGCACGGGGAAGUUCAGCGAGGCGGUGUUCGAAGACAUCGUGCGGAUGCUCCGCGCGAAUCUCUUCCGCGCGCUCCCCCCGUCCGCGCACGAGAACACGGGGUCGGAGGGGUUCGAUCCGGAGGAGGAGGAGCCGAACAUGGAACUCGCGUGGCCGCAUUUGCAGAUCGUCUACGAGUUUCUGCUGCGCUUUGUAGUUAGUAACGAGACUGACGCUAAGGUGGCGAAACGGUACCUGGACCAGCCGUUCGUGCUGAAGCUGCUAGAUUUGUUCAACUCCGAGGAUCCGCGCGAGCGCGACUAUUUAAAGACCAUUCUGCACCGGAUAUACGGCAAGUUCAUGGUCCACCGGCCGUUUAUCCGCAAGUCGAUUAACUACAUCUUCUACCGUUUUAUCUACGAGACGGAGCGGCACAACGGGAUCGCGGAGCUGUUAGAGAUCCUGGGCAGCAUAAUCAACGGGUUCGCGCUGCCUCUUAAAGAGGAGCACAAGCUGUUCCUGGUCCGCGCGUUAAUCCCGCUGCACAAGCCCAAGAGCGUGUCUAUAUACCACCAGCAGCUGUCGUAUUGUAUCACGCAGUUUGUCGAGAAGGACCCGUCGCUCGCGGACGUGGUGCUGCGCGGGCUGCUUAAGUACUGGCCCUUAACUAACAGCCAGAAGGAGGUGCUGUUUCUCGGGGAGUUGGAGGAGAUUCUGGAGCUCACGCAGGGCGCGGAGUUCCAGCAGGUCGUCGCGCCGCUGUUUCUCCGCAUCGCGCGCUGCCUCAACAGCUCGCAUUUCCAGGUUGCCGAGCGCACCCUGUUCCUGUGGAACAACGACUACAUCGUCAGCCUCGUGGCGCAGAACCGCGCUGCCGUGCUGCCGCUGAUAUUCGGGGCCCUUGAGAGGAACGCGAGGAGCCACUGGAACCAGGCGGUGAACGGUUUAACCAUCAACGUGAGGAAGAUGUUUCUGGAGAUGGACCAGGCGCUCUACGAGGAUUGCCAGAGGCAGUUCCUCCCCGUGCCCAAUGCAUGCUGUGCUGCAUCCCUUCCCUCCUCCCGCUCUCCUUAUCCUCCUUUACCCUUCAUUAUAGGCGGUGAACGGUUUAACCAUCAACGCAGGCAGGCAGGAAGGGACGUGCAGACGGGCAGGGAGCUCGCGUGGAGACGACUCGAGGAGGCUGCUGCUCGCUCGCCCAUGUAUGGGGACAGCGGCGGUGGGAGUGUUGGUGUUGGGGGUGGUGGGGUGCAGAGUCGAGAUAUGAGAAUGGGCAUGUCGUGGAGGCAUCGUGAGGGGUGGGAGAAAGCAGGGCAGGGUGAGGAGGGCUGGGAGGGAGGGGGAGGCCAGGGAAAGGGAGAUUCGCUCUUUGUCCGUGAGGACAUACGGAUUUCGUCGUUCGCGAAAGCUUUCGCCAUUUCGGACACACCGGUCGUGUCGCAAACGCAGGGAGGCAACUGCGGCAGUUCCAUAUUCGGCCAGCCGUUCCCUGACGAGAGCUUCGAGCUGAGGCACACCGGCAGAGGCGUUCUCUCCAUGGCGAAUCGCGGCCCCAACACGAAUAACUGCCAGUUCUUCAUCUGCUUCACUGCUACGCCUCACCUGGAUGGCAAGCAUGUCGUCUUUGGGAAGGUGGUUUCAGGAAUGGAUGUCGUUGACAAGCUGGAGUCAGUCGGUAGCGACAGUGGCAAGACGUUGGUGGAGGUUACUAUUCAGGACUGCGGCCAGCUCGUGUAA